ACCGCGGGGCCCUCGGGCCGGCCCGGGCUCGGGGCUCGGGGCCAUGGCGCUGCGCGCGCGGGCGCUGUACGACUUCAGGUCGGAGAACCCCGGAGAGAUCUCUCUGCGCGAGCACGAGGUGCUGAGCCUGUGCAGCGAGCGGGACAUCGAGGGCUGGCUCGAAGGGGUCAACAGCCGCGGCGAUCGCGGCCUCUUCCCGGCCUCGUACGUGCAGGUGAUCCGGGCGCCCGAGCGGCCCCCGGCGGACGGCGGCCCCGGGGUCCCGGCGCGCUACGCCAACGUGCCGGCCGGGGGCUUCGAGCCCCUGGCGGCCGCUCCGCCCGCCGCCUUCCAGCCGCCGCUGCAGCCGCAGGCGCCGCCGGGCUCCUUCCAGCCGCCGGGCGCCGGCUUCCCGUGCGGCGGGGGCGCGCUGCAGCCGUCGCCGCAGCAGCUGUACGGCGGCUACCAGGCCAGCCAGGGCAGCGACGACGACUGGGACGACGACUGGGACGACAGCUCCACGGUGGCCGACGAGCCCGGCGCGCUGGGCAGCGGCGCCUACCCGGACCUGGACGGCUCGUCGUCGGCCGGCGGCGGCGGCGGCGCGGCCGGACGCUACCGCCUGUCCACGCGCUCCGACCUGUCGCUCGGCUCCCGCGGCGGCGGCCCGGCGCCUCCGCAGCCUCAAGCGUCCGGGGCCAAGAGCUCGGCCACGGUGAGCCGCAACCUCAAUCGCUUCUCCACCUUCGUCAAGUCCGGCGGGGAGGCCUUCGUGCUGGGCGAGGCGUCGGGCUUCGUGAAGGACGGGGACAAGCUGUGCGUGGUGCUGGGGCCCUACGGCCCCGAGUGGCAGGAGAACCCCUACCCUUUCCAGUGCACCAUCGACGACCCCACCAAGCAGACCAAGUUCAAGGGCAUGAAGACCUACAUCUCGUACAAGCUGGUGCCCACGCACACCCAGGUGCCCGUGCACCGGCGCUACAAGCACUUCGACUGGCUGUACGCGCGCCUGGCCGAGAAGUUCCCGGUCAUCUCGGUGCCCCACCUGCCUGAGAAGCAGGCCACCGGGCGCUUCGAGGAGGACUUCAUCUCCAAGCGCAGGAAGGGCCUGAUCUGGUGGAUGAAUCACAUGGCCAGCCACCCGGUGCUGGCACAGUGCGACGUCUUCCAGCAUUUUCUGACCUGCCCCAGCAGCACGGACGAGAAGGCCUGGAAACAGGGCAAGCGAAAGGCUGAGAAGGAUGAGAUGGUGGGUGCCAACUUCUUCCUCACUCUGAGCACGCCCCCUGCCGCCGCCCUGGAUCUGCAGGAGGUGGAGAGCAAGAUCGAUGGCUUCAAAUGCUUCACCAAGAAGAUGGAUGACAGCGCCUUGCAGCUCAACCACACCGCCAACGAGUUCGCGCGCAAGCAGGCGACUGGCUUCAAGAAGGAGUAUCAGAAGGUGGGCCAGUCCUUCCGGGGCCUCAGCCAAGCCUUCGAACUGGAUCAGCAGGCCUUCUCGGUGGGCCUGAACCAGGCCAUCGCCUUCACCGGAGAUGCCUACGACGCCAUCGGCGAACUCUUCGCCGAGCAGCCCAGGCAGGACCUGGACCCAGUCAUGGACCUGUUAGCCCUGUAUCAGGGGCACCUGGCCAACUUCCCUGACAUCAUCCAUGUUCAGAAAGGAGCUCUUACCAAAGUAAAGGAGAGUCGGCGACACGUGGAAGAAGGGAAAAUGGAAGUCCAAAAAGCCGACGGCAUCCAAGACCGCUGUAAUACCAUCUCUUUCGCCACGCUGGCCGAGAUCCACCACUUCCACCAGAUUCGAGUGAGAGACUUCAAAUCGCAGAUGCAGCAUUUUCUACAACAGCAAAUAAUAUUUUUCCAAAAAGUGACCCAGAAGUUGGAAGAAGCUCUUCACAAAUACGACAGUGUCUAACGGCUGGACAUGUGGACUGCGCACUUGUUUUCAGCCCAAGGCCAAUUUCUACAGCAGAAUAAAAACUGCUUUCAGAGAGCUACUGCCACCUAUAGGCGGUGGCACAAGGGUGGCUUUGUGCUCAACUGAAGCCCAGCCGGGUAUAUAAUUAUGUAGGAAAGAAACAGUUAAUAUGGUUAUGUAGCAGAAACAGUACCACACUCUGUAACUAAGUUAUACUAUGUAUGCCUACACUACCAUUGUAACUUUUGGAUAAUGAUUAUACUAUUUGCCUUACUGCUAUUUGAAGUAUGGGUAUAUUAGUGUGUACUUUGUAGACCUCAGAACCCAUGAAGAAUCUCAAAGAAGCUGGCUGGAUGAAAGCCUGCUCUGGAUGCCUUUUUAUUCUCAUAGAUCGAGAUUACCUAGAGUCAGCCUAUUCUCUGUUUACAAACUCCACCUAGAGCAGCUAUGCGACUUCGUGCCUUCAGACUGGUUGUUUUUAUUUCUGUCCCACCGCUGUUUAAGCCCCCACUUUCCUGAGGAAAUAGUGAGAGGCCGGUGCAUUGGUGGCAAACAACGAAAAGCUCACGCCUUGGGGUGGAAGAAUCAGUGGCAUCACUUUGCACGGGGAGCGUCGCCUGGCGAGAUGCUGGCAGCUACAGCGGAGGGAGACUGCGUGCUGUCUCUGGAUAUGAAGUCUCUCGUAGGGGGAGAAGGCAGUGCACCACAUUCCCAUCACACCGGUCCUAGCAUGGCCUCUCAACUCAAGGGUCCUGCAGACUGGGCGUGAGUGAGGAUCUCAGCAGAUGUGCUUAGCACAUGGAGAAGGAAGAAUCGAAUCAGUUGGGGGUAAAGAAUAGAAACAGCGAGUGACAGACAACACACUUGCUCUUAGUUCUUGGGAGGGCUUCCGUCUGUCUUCUUUUUUUAGCUUGAAAUUUUCUUUUAAUGUUCAGCUUUUGGUUUUGUUUUUAAAUGGAUCUACACUGUUAACUGAAUGAGACUCCACUGUGAUUCACUCGUUUACGUAAUCAAAAAAAAUUUCAGGGAUGUCUGUAAAUUUCAGUGUUCUAUGCGAUGAGAAGUGUUGGUUGAUUUAAGGAGGGACCAGAAAUAAUUUCUUCUAUUCCAGUACUGAAGACAAAAAAUAAAUAAAUAAAUAAAUAAAUAAUAAAAUACUGAUUUAUACUGUGUUUUUAAAAGCUAAAUAUUGAUAAAUCCCCCCUCAGAACAUUUAACCUUAAAAAUUAUUUUAAAGAUAGCCUUUUAUUGUUAUAAGGGACUAUAAAUACCAAAUAAAAGGUUCAGAAGCAGCUUUGUUUAAAAAGCACAAAGAGAUUCUGGCUUGAAAUGCCCAAAUCUCAAUGUUUUUAUAGUUGCUGAGCUACACAAUGUGACUCUUGAGUUUACAGAUGUAAACGCACCUGUAUCUGCUGUCCCUUUGAACUACACUUAUGCCACCCCAGACGUAUUGGGAAUACAGAGGCCAAUCUCAAAGGGGGUGAGCCACGGUUACAUGAAAGGGUCAGAUUGCAGAAAGGUCAAAAGCAAAAGGUUCCUGGGAUACAAACUCAACAGCACAUUUACUCUCUAUGAAGCAAUCACAUAUGGGUUCGAUUUUUAAGAAUAGAUUAUGAUAAUUUUGAUGUCUGGUCAAAUUCUUAUACUUCAGAACCUAGAGCCCGACUUGGCAUCAUGUCACGCAGAACUGUCACCGAAAGUCGCAUUCUCUUAAAAAGCAACUUCCUCUUGUUGAUUGCAAAGUAUGGUUGGAUAAAGAAAGCCCAUAUAUAUUUAAAAAUUAGUUUUAUUGCAGAAGUUUGGAGGUUAUAAUGAUAACAUUUAAGUUUGAGUUGGUAUCGAAUAAGCAAGCUCUCUGCUUUUAGAGGAUUUGAAAGUCACAUUUAUCUGCCUUUUUGUUUUGAUGGUGGUUUGAUUUUUUUUAAUUAAGUAAAAUUACUAAACUUGUGCAAUAGUAACAAGGGAAUUACCUGAGGUGUCUUGUACGGCUGUGCUUUAGCCAGGGUGCACAUAGCUUAAAUUAUAAAAACUAAGACUAAAGUACAAAGAAGUUAAAGCUCAUGCUGCCUCCUCCUAAGGGGACGUUUGUCCUUCUAACCACAUAGCAUAAUGCCACUGAUUCACGGGACUUUAAAUGAGUUCUCUGUGUGAAAGCACCACAGUUACUAGUGUCCAUUUUCACCCAAGAUCCUUCUUUCCUAACGUUCUUGGUCCUAUUGAAACAUUUUCAGUAUCUACAAAUACUGCAAUGUUAAUACCCAAGAGAAAAGCCAUUGCGUGUGUGUACUGGUCACGUGAUCAGUGUGGCACCAUUUCCUUUUGUCUUUGUUGUUGGUGUUUUGUUUUCUUUGUUUUUUAAAUAAACUAUCAUGCCCUUCAGGC
Messenger RNA from Phodopus roborovskii (desert hamster), 4282 nucleotides. It is a transcript of the gene Snx18, whose product is annotated as sorting nexin 18. Lineage: Eukaryota; Metazoa; Chordata; Mammalia; Rodentia; Cricetidae. Gene Ontology annotation, molecular function: protein binding; phosphatidylinositol binding. Gene Ontology annotation, cellular component: plasma membrane; cytoplasmic vesicle. Gene Ontology annotation, biological process: plasma membrane tubulation; mitotic cell cycle; endocytosis. The record is from RefSeq and is a predicted model, not a curated record.